This is a messenger RNA of Tribolium castaneum (red flour beetle), 1054 nucleotides long. Its product is annotated as protein SETSIP. The transcript has 4 exons. Gene Ontology annotation, molecular function: histone binding; chromatin binding. The record is from RefSeq and is a predicted model, not a curated record. The coding region runs from base 77 to 925 and encodes 282 amino acids. Gene Ontology annotation, cellular component: nucleus; chromatin. Gene Ontology annotation, biological process: nucleosome assembly. NCBI's taxonomy places the organism in Eukaryota, Metazoa, Arthropoda, Insecta, Coleoptera, Tenebrionidae.
UUGUGGAGGGUGCAAGGUGCGCGUGUAAAUAAAAUAACCUAAGCUGUUAUUUAUUACUGUUUUUAUUACUUAAAAAAUGUCAGAAAGACUAAAUGUUAAAAAAAUGAAAUCGUCUGAAAGCUCCCUUAGUAGUGAUUUAAUUGAUUCCGAGAAUCACGAUUCUGACAUUGAUUCUGCAAUUUUCCAACUAGAAAUGGUCCACAUUGAAUUAGAUAAACUGAAUGAGAAAGAAAACGACGAAAUUUUAACAAUAGAACAAAAGUAUAAAAAAUUGCGCCAACACUAUUUUAAUAAACGAACCGAAAUUAUUGAAUCAAUUCCUGAUUUUUGGUCAACUGUCUUUACUAGUCAUCCCGGCAUUUGCCACAUUUUGUACGAAGACGAGGAAGAUUGUUUACGACACCUCCAGAAAUUGGAAGUCGAGACUGCGGACAAUAUUAAAUCAGGCUACAGCAUCAAGCUUUACUUUAACGAAAACCCGUAUUUUAAAAAUGACGUUUUAGUCAAGGAAUUUUUCUACAAACAAGGACAAUUGUCAUCAAUUAGUACAAAAAUCGAAUGGAAAAAACCCCAUCCUUCCACCUCAUCCUCAAAAGAAGGUACUUCGAAAAGCGCUCGGAAAAGGUCGCACUCAAGCCAGCAGACUUUUUUUGGUUGGUUUGCAAAUAAUGAAGACGCUUCGAGCGACAUUAUUGCCGAAAUAAUUAAAGACGAUAUUUGGGUGAAUUCGCUCCACUAUUAUCUUGUUCCGGAUCCCGACAUGGAAGGGAAUAACGACAAGGAAGAUGAUUCAACAGAUUCAAGCUCUUCCGAUUUUGAGGAAGAGGAGAUGUUUGAAAGCAGUCAAGAAAAGUCAACUUUACAACGUAAUGGUCUACCGGCGAAGGGGCCUCGACCAGUAAAUAAAAAUAUUUUUAAUAACUGACUAGCCUUUCCGUCAUUUUGUACACAUUCAAGGUGUUUAUGUAAUAAUUUGUGACUUUAUUAAAUUUUUAAAACAAACAAAAAUUUAUUUAUAAUCCCUCGUGGCUGUUACUUAACCCGCCACUGUUUA